AUGGUAUCCCUAGGCAUUGGCGGCAGAGUUGCGGACCUAGAACCGGGCAUACAAUGGCGCAUCAACGUAGCAGUUUUCCGGUACAAAGAGAACGGGGAGUACGCCGUCCUACUUCUGAAGCGAGCCACCGGCGAAGCCACAUAUCAAUGGUGGAAUAUUCCAACAGGCCCAGUUCUCAACACUGAUGUGACCAUCCGCGAUGCCGUGGAGCGCAUAGUCCUCAACAAGACUGGUCUUGGACUCCAGGGCGACCACAUUAUCGAGGAGGUGGAGUCAUUGAGGUGGGGAUCUGAAGAAAGUCAUCAUCAAACUCAACUUUGUGAUCUAUGA
Messenger RNA from Penicillium hordei, 330 nucleotides. RefSeq lists its product as uncharacterized. The transcript has a single exon. The record is from RefSeq and is a predicted model, not a curated record. Bases 1 to 330 code for a protein of 109 amino acids. NCBI's taxonomy places the organism in Eukaryota, Fungi, Ascomycota, Eurotiomycetes, Eurotiales, Aspergillaceae.